This is a messenger RNA of Cuculus canorus (common cuckoo), 2532 nucleotides long. It is a transcript of the gene KIF12, whose product is annotated as kinesin family member 12. The transcript has 17 exons. Lineage: Eukaryota; Metazoa; Chordata; Aves; Cuculiformes; Cuculidae. Gene Ontology annotation, biological process: microtubule-based movement. Gene Ontology annotation, molecular function: microtubule motor activity; microtubule binding; ATP binding. The record is from RefSeq and is a predicted model, not a curated record. The coding region runs from base 267 to 2462 and encodes 731 amino acids.
CAUCUGCCCAUACAGGUGUCUCCAUCCACCAGUAACCCCACCAUGCCUGUACCGGUGUCCCCAUCUGCCAGUAACCCCACCAUGCCCAUACUGGUGUCCCCAUCCAUCUCACCCCCCCAUUACUGUCAGGGUGCAGCGGAGCCCAUGAGGACCCCAGAGCUUGAAGUGGGCUCUGGGCACCCCGUGCCAAGGCUGAGGUGCCCCCGCCUGCCCCCCUGGCCCCCCGCCGCGCUGCGGCCGCUCUCCCGCGGGGCUGAUGCCGGUCAAUGUUUAACAGGAGCGGUGGUACCUGUUGUGCGGGGCAGCCCAGGCUGGCUGGCGGUGGCUCCGACUGGGAUCGGCCGCGCCUCGGGCACCCCUGGCGAGGGGUGCUGGGGGGGCGAAUGGAGUUGGAGGGGGAGCAGGGCUGGGAACCCCAACCAGGAACACGACCCAGAACGCUCCCACGGGGCCAGGAGAGACCGAGCCCCGGCGAGGAGCGAGAGGGCGCGGUGGCGGGCAGAGAGACACACCUGAGAGUGGUGCUGAGGGUCCGGCCACUGACCUGCACCGAGACGCGUCGAGGGGACCGGCAGGUUGUGCACAGCUUGGGCAAUGGCACCGUCCACGUGAGCGCGGCCAGGCACGAGGCCACCUUCGGGUUCAGCGCCGUGUUCGACGCGGGCGCCUCGCAGGAGGCCGUGUUCGAGGGCAGUGGGGUGAGGCAGCUGGUGGAGCUGGCGAUGGAUGGCUUCUCUUGCACCGUCUUUGCCUUCGGGCAGACCGGCUCCGGGAAGACUUACACCCUGAUGGGACCCCUCACCCAGAGCGAGAAGCAACCGGCAGCCCCAGGGCUGUUGGGGCUGAUGCAGAGAUCCUUCUCCUGCCUCCUGGAGCAGAGCCGGAGCCGUGGCUCUGACCUGGCUCUCAGUGCCUCCUACCUGGAGAUCUACAACGAGCAGGUCCGGGACCUGCUGAGCCCGGGGCCACCGUGUGCCCUGCCCCUGCGGUGGAGCAAAACCCGUGGCUUCUACGUGGAGAACCAGCUCAACGUGGACUUCGAAAGCAUGGAGGCCAUCACUGAGCUGCUCCUGCAAGGAUCCCAGAGGCGACGGACCUCGGCGCACGCCCUCAACAGGCAUUCGAGCCGCAGCCACGCUCUUCUCACCAUCCACAUCUGCAGCCGGGCUCCCAGCGCCCGCCCCAGCAAGCAGGGCACCCUGUGCUUCGUCGACCUGGCGGGCAGCGAGCGGGUGAAGGAGACCGGCUCCAGCGGGGAGCUCUCCGUGGAGGCCAACAACAUCAACCGCAGCCUCCUGGCACUGGGACACUGCAUCUCCCUGUUGGCCAAACCCCGAGGGAAGAGGACGCACAUCCCCUACCGGGACAGCAAGCUCACCCGGCUGCUGGCGCGUUCGCUGGGCGGCUCGGGCAUCACCCUGAUGGUCGCCUGCGUCUCCCCUUCCUCGCGCUGCCUCCCGGAGACACUGAGCACGCUGCACUACGCCAGCCGAGCCCGGAGGGUCACCACCAAGCCCAUGGCCAACAGGAUGUCGCCAGAGAAGCUGCUGAAAACCUUGGAGGAAGAAAUCCAAGCCCUGCAGCUGGAAAACCUCUCGCUGCGCCAGCAGCUGUGCCUGCCCAGGCUGCCGAUGAGGAGUACGGAGGUCCCGGGGACCCCCCCGAGAGUGGGGGCAUGGCCAGGCUGGGGACGAAGGCAUGGCCCUGCGGGGCUGCAUCGCCCCCCUCUUGAAGGGCACCCCCUGGCAGAGGGAGCCCCAGCCUGGCCCAGCCUCUAUGGCCUCCUGAGGGACUUCGUGGUGGAGAAUGAGCAGCUGAGGCAGUCCCAGCUGUCCCCAGACCCUGGAGGUGAUGUUGCAGCCAGCCUGUCCCCUCGAGCCACCCGCAGCUCCUGUGACACCCAGCACCCGCUCCGGAGUGCCCGCGCCCCCCGUGUUCCCCUCGGCCACCCCGCGAGACUCCAGCAGCCCAACACGACGCUGCCAGGUGAGGAUGCAAAACCUCCCCUGUGGUUCCCUCCCUUCUCGCAGAAGCUGCCUCCCACCUCUGGCCGCUCCGGCUGCGCAGGGUGCCCCCAGUGCUGCCCGGCGCCAGCCGAUGCCAUCGUGACCCAGGCGCUGCCGGGGCCCCCCACGCCACAGCCGGUCCCCUCCGAGGGAAGCAUUGGCAUCCUGCCGCCCCGCCAGGAGGACACGGCUCAGCCCGGCUCCCGCCAGCUCCCUGGGCACCAGCAAGGGAAGCGGAGCCGGGGCAGAAGCAGGAGCCAGGGUAGAAGCAGGAGCUCAUCCCAUCGGCACCCGCUCCCCCAGGAGCUGCCAGUCCCCGAGUGCUGUCCCAGCACCGAGGGAAGGGUCAUCCCUUCGGCACCACCAUGGCCGGGACUGCUGGAACCAAAAGGUGCCAGCACUGUCCCCCUCCUCCAGUGGGAAGAGGCACUGGACUGGCUGGCGGAGCAGAUCUGAGCACCAGGAACCGUGAUGUGGACCAGCACCGGGGAUCCGGCACAGCCCACACACGGUUAUUACACCGGAG